AUGACAAUCGCAUCGAGUUUUCCACCAACAGUAUCCUGGGUGUUGCUUGAUCGUCGCGAUCCUCGAAAUGUCCUCCUGCUGCUGGGCCAUCCUGCCGACAAAGAAGCAGAGCCUCUGCCGCAGGACCUGCCUUGUCCUGAUGAUCAGGCCCGAAUUGGCUGCUGGGCUGUCGAGAAGAAGGAGCGCCAAUCCAACGCUCGCGAUGUGUAA
This is a messenger RNA of Colletotrichum higginsianum IMI 349063, 210 nucleotides long. RefSeq lists its product as uncharacterized. The transcript has 2 exons. The record is from RefSeq and is a predicted model, not a curated record. NCBI's taxonomy places the organism in Eukaryota, Fungi, Ascomycota, Sordariomycetes, Glomerellales, Glomerellaceae. The coding region runs from base 1 to 210 and encodes 69 amino acids.